This is a messenger RNA of Pomacea canaliculata, 6319 nucleotides long. RefSeq names its product pleckstrin homology domain-containing family D member 1-like. The transcript has 17 exons. The record is from RefSeq and is a predicted model, not a curated record. The coding region runs from base 1210 to 2691 and encodes 493 amino acids. NCBI's taxonomy places the organism in Eukaryota, Metazoa, Mollusca, Gastropoda, Architaenioglossa, Ampullariidae.
GAUACCGGGGCGUAUACUUAUGAUCCUGUUCACCGUCAUUGUCUGACCUUUCGACCUAUCUAAGACGUCCCGUGUCAUCUCGCGGCUACUGUCCCACUUCAUACGUCACAUCAACCUCAAAUAACAUUAGUUUAUAUAUUUUAUCGGUCUCGAUCGACUUCAGACAAAUAUUUUCGUCUGGACGAACAAUCCGACAUAUACACUGUUUGAGUUACGAUCGAUCGAGUAUAGGAUAUGCAGUCAAAUGUUUAUGGUCACCUCGAUCUUGUUCGGCAGACAUUAAGUAUCCGAUCUGCCAAGUUACAUCAAAAGAGAGAAAAGGGGGAGAGGGAGGAACGAUCUAUGGCGGUCUAUUGAGGACGUCCGGCCAUUGUUUAACAAUUUGAAAUUUAAGAAAACUAUAUAAUAGACCUUUUCUAGAGCUAGCCGCAGUUUGCAUGACCUACGACUCGAGUAGCUCAUGAGUUUCUUAAAAAUUUGAGGCAGAUGGGUUAGUCUGGAUGUCAAUUAACUCAUCACUAAACGUGUAUUAUACUGUGUAUUUCCAAUUGUAUGUUUAGGAUUCAUUGUCCCAUCACCACCUAAAUUAUUCGAGUUAUCAUGACCACACACGCGCGCGCAGCGGACUGAUAAGUGAGGCGUUCAGAUAUUAACUGCGUUCUCUGGUCGCUGUGCUGAAAAGGUACGGUAGAAUAGUCCCUUAUCUUAAAUUCGAUCUCUGCCGGCAUAAAUAACAUUCUAUAGAGCGGUUGCCCUGUUGCAUUCUACUGUACCGACAGCCUGCACACGUACGUGCGUGCGAUGUUUUACCUGAAGAAACGUAACAUAAUAAUUCAAUUUUUCGUAAAUGAUUUCUUCAAUCACUAUUUUGAGAUUAACGUUUAAAAAUAUCAGGAGGAAACGGCCAUUAAAGAUUAGCGCAAUCGGUUUUGUGAAUCAAGUUCAGGGACGAGAUAAUGCGUUCCUGGUGACCGGGAAGUAACUCUUACCUCAUGGCGGCUUUUUCUGUUCUUUUUUUAACGCGAGGGAGGUAAUCGACGAGGAAGUCUUGGCAGACGAGCUGAGUAUUCGUCGACGUCGCACAGCGAGAGGUGGACCAGUGGCUAUGGCUCCACUUACUCUGGCUAUAAGGUGAAAAAAGGUAUUCAAGGCUGGGUAGGAGUGAGGAUUACUUCGCAGACUGCAGUCGUCAAGACAGCUUCUACCCACAUGAGCGUAAUAAUGCCUGAGGUACAGAAAGGUCGCCCGCCCCGCGACUGGGCCUCUCGCAUUCAGAUUCAUGGCACUCUGCUGAAAAAACCAUUUGGACAUUCUUCCAACAAAUGGACUAAACGAUUUUUCCUUGUCAAAGAUGGCUUUCUGAUGUACUAUGCUGACAAUGAAAAAAAGGAGUAUGAAAAGAGGGAAUUCUUUAACAUCCAUCCAAAGGGCAUUGUACCUCUAGGAGAAUGUCACAUUACACCAUUACAGGAGCCUGGCCAUCCCUUCUGUCUAAAGCUUGAAAGUCAUGAGAUUGAUGGAACUCUUUUACUGGCAGCUGAGACAGAGCAUGAACGCAACAAAUGGCAGGAGAUUAUGGAACGAUCAAGGCGUGUGACAUGGCGGAACACACACUUGAGCGCUGAAAUGAUCCGGCAGCUGGAAAAUGAAGGACUGUUGAUGGCUAGAGAGAAACAGGACUACUUUGACCGUCUGCAAACAGAGGCACAAGCACUUUCUGAGGAAAGGUUACGAGCAGAUCAACUGGAACAAAUUAAUCAAGAACUUGAAGUGGAGAAAAAGAAGCUAGAAUCUUUUACUGCUGAAAUGCAAGAGGAGUAUGAGAAAAUACGAGGGGAACUUGAAGAAACAGUGCAGGUCAUGAAUGAAAUUGAGCAAGAACGAGACAAUUUGAACACCACCCUCCAGGAAAGGAGUUGUCAGCUGAAGUCAUUGGCUGAUGACAAGGAGGUAGUUUUGAAAGAAUUACAAGAGCGUGAAGCCAUGGCUUCGCAGCUCAGUAAAGAGAAGCGACACCUGUCAGAAACGACGGAUGAGCUGCAGCAACGACUGCUGGAGAUUGAGAAGCAGACAGACCUGAUCAAACAGGAAAAAAAGCAGGCUCAAGAAAGGUUGUUUGAGCAACUGGAGCGGUUACAUGACCUUGAGGAAGAAAAGGCCACAAUCAGUGAACAUGCACAUGAUUUACAGUCAACCAUUCAGGAUUUGAAGGCACAGAAGGAGAUGACAGAAAAGGAACUUAGAGAGGAGAUUCGCGCCCGGCUUUCAGCUGAACAGCAACUGAAGGAGGCAGAAACAUCACUUAAACAUCUGGAAUGUGCUGUGCAGAACCAGACUCCUAAUAUUGAGGCUGAUAUCAAAGAGGAGAUGACUGUAAAUGUGAAAAAGCUCAAACAAUUCUUCGAGGAAUUAGCAGCAGACAGCAAAAUUUCCUCUGAAAAACCACUGAUCAUCCGAAAUCGACUAACAGCAAGGAAGACCCUUGCCAGGAGGGCCAAGACUAUUAAAUAUGAAACCCGUCGUCAGACCAGCAUGGAUGAAGAUGUAGAAUCUGUACUUCCUUACUUCGUACACCUGACUCAGACAUCAGAUUCAACAUGGCACUUACUCAUAGAAAAGGAGGAGAUAAAAGACCAUAAAAAUUGUCAGCACAGUUUUGUCCCAGUAACUUCGAUCAACCUCGUGUCUUGAUGGUGAAAGUCGUCCACGACAGCAGCUGCGCCGAGCUGUGACAUCGGUUGGUCCAGGUACUGCUUGCAAGACAGUCUUAUCUCUUCCAGCAUCACCCAGAGAUAAGAUUGUCUAUGAAGAAGAGGAACAUCUUUAAGAGAUAUUUUUGUGUGUUGUUCACUCCAAAAAACGUAUUUAUUGUCAUUGAGACUUGAUUGCAUGGCCCAUGUAAAUGCUGACUUCAUCAUUCUUUUCCUGUGACAAGGAAAUUUAUGUAGUGACAUACAACAAGAGGGAUCUAUUUUAAUAUGUGGAGUUUCUUACUUUAAAAAUGCAGAUUUUGUUAAACCCAUGCAUGUGUCCCAUGUUGAACUUCCUGUGUUCUGGUGGAACGCAUUGUCAUCUAUGCAUGUGUGUCUUACAAAGCUGGGGGAAAGCAAUAAGGUAUCAGAGAGGUAGCAAUAAAAUAUCAGAUUAUAAUUAUUAUAGCUAUAGUAGUAUUAUAUGCCUGGAUGUGGACAGAUAGACUUAUCUUCUUUAGUGGCACUUUGAAUAUUUUAAGACAGAUGUGCAUCUGUUUGCCUUUGCACAGAAUCAUUCUGGAACUCUUAAAAUUAUCACCUUUUUCUUAGUCCAGGUCUUUUUUUGGGGGGGAGGGGAAGGGGAGGGGUAGCUAUGAGGAUAGCAUUAAUGUACUUAAUUAAAUCUUCUUAUUUGUCAAGCUUCUUGAAAAUAUCACUUUCCUCUCAGAAUGAUCAAUGUGAUAUACUGAUGUGAAUUGUACAGAUUCAAUGAUGUAUAAAUCAGAAUUGAAAUGAGACAUUGUUAUGUAGAAAUUGAUUUGAUUUAUAUACCAUAAUUGUAGGUGAAAGACAAACAGGCGGUUUGAGCAAUAGCAUUAUAGAAGAUGUGCUUUAAGCCAGUGGGUAUAUAAUCAUGCUUGGUGAGUGGCCAUGCUACAUGAGCAGAUUUUGAAAAUAUCUGCAGACGUGUAUGCACCUGAUGUGUAUAUUUUUCUGUGAAUGAGGGUAUGCUUGAUCCUGUGUUUGUGAGAGAGAGAGUGUGUGUAUGUGUAUCCAUGCAGCCGCACAAAUACUGGAAUGUGUGAAAAAGGUAGAAGAGAGAUUGGAUAGUAGAAAGUUAAAUUUUAUUAUAUGGAGUUUGUGCAAUGAUGCUGAAAAAUAAGGGCGGUCAAAGGAUAGACCCCAAAUCUUUAACAAUCAUUAAAUUGCAGUUCAUUUAACUUUUGCAAGUGUUCAGUAGUUUUUUUCUAAUGGCAUCAAUAGGACUAGUAUUUUAGUGUUUUACAAGAGAACAGAAAGAAAGCAUUAAAUAAAGGGGUGAGCGGUAGCUGCUAGUUAUUGUUUUAGUAGUUGUUAAUGAAAGCAUACAGAGAAGACAAACAUAGUAUGAGUGAGAACUUUGAUGUGAUAAUGCUUGCUGAGUAUGUUUUUUCAGAUGUUCCAGGUUAAAUUUUUGAAGUACAUGUGGUUGUAUCAUUUUCUGCAUUUACUGUUUGCAUUGUACAAAGGAAUGUAUUGACUCAUCACAAAUGUGAUCAUUUCAUCAACAUCGAAUGAUAAUAUUGUUUGAAACAUCACAGUAAUUGUUUUUUCAGUAAUCCCAUUUUUCUCUUUUCUUCACCGCUUUCUCUAUAGUUCUUCAGAUUAAAAAAUGUCCACGGAACAAGUAUUUGCCUUGCUUCUUGAUGUACCACUGAUUUUAGCAAGUCUAAGAUAUCUGGUCUGAGCCAUCCAGAAAAUCUGUCUAGAUCUGAGAUAACACAAACUCAUUUGAAAACGGUAUUGUCUUAUCUCCCUUUAGUUUUAGGGAAAAUGUCUUUGUAUUUUCAUCCUUUUUACUUACCAUUUUAUCAUUAUGCUGUAAGUUUGGUUUGUUUGUUUUUUUCGACUACGUCUUUAUCCUUUCCGAGACCAAAUUAAGAACUUUCCAGAUUGUCCUGUUUUUGAAUUUCACAUUGUCUCUGUGUCAUUCAGUUCUAAAGCGUAGGUGGAUUGUAUUUACUUAGGGCUUGAAUCUUCUGGCUGUGAGUCUGUAGCAUUAGAUCUUACUUGGUUUUUGGUCUAUGUGGUGACAUUUCUUCAUGUAGUUUGCUUGAUUCCAUGUUCAUUAUGACUGAAUUUCUUUAUUUUAGUUCUUUUUGUGGCUCCUCUAAUGAAGAAAUCUCAAAUUUUUGCUUGCUGAGGCAUGCAUAUGUUGGUGUCAAUUUUGUCAACUGCUGACCAAAGUGAAUUUCCUCAAACUGUUGAUGACAAGUUAUUGUGAUAACAGUGUUAAUAUUGUUAAAACUGUUCCAGUAUGUACACUUUUGCAUGAAGUUUUAGUCAAAUAAAAAUGUUAAAGUUAAAUAAUGUCCUGUGCAGCAUAUUUGUUUUUGUGUAAUUUUUGUUCGCUAACAUUCUCCACACCACGAAUUUUAAGCAUUUCAUUUUUUAAGUACGAGACUUUAAAUGGAAAUUUAUUAUCUUGUUACAUAUUUAAGAAAGAAAAAAAUAAUAUUCAUAGUUUCUAGUUGCUCCCAUUGAUUUUGAGAAUAUAUUUUGUGAAUAAUAAAUACAGACUUGUGUAAAAAGAGAUAAGAUCCACACGAAAAAGAGAAAAGGAAAUUAAAAAAAAAAAAGAAAAUAUUAUGCAGCAUAUUACCUGGAUAUUGUAACUCUGCAGUAUUCAGGUCUCAAGAAACAAAAACUGAGUGUGAUUAAAUGCAAGGAAAGUGUAGUUAACUUUUAGUUAUAUCAGUGUUUUCUUUAAAGUACUAAAGUACUUUUUUGAACAUUUAUUGCAAAGCAACUUGAGACAAAUAUGAAAGGGAUAUUUAUAUCGGACACUCUUAUUUCAUUGUUCCUUCUACCCAACUUGAAUUUAAAAAUAGAUACACAAGAUACAUCUUAUAUGACCAGAUGUGAUUUACUAUUGUUUUAGGCUCAAAGAUCUGUUAGAAGAAGAUUUGGGCAUGUUGGUUAUGUUGUAAUACUUCAGCAUGGGUAUGUUAUUUGGGAAGAUCUUUUACUGUAAUCAGAUUUUCAUUUUUUCAAAUUGGCUCUGUAGUACACGCAUCCUUGUUCUCAGACAAUGGAUGGAGGCUUUAAGUGAUGCUGGGGUUCAAGAUAACGACUUUUAGAUGUCAGUUGGUCAACAAACGAUUAACCAAGAACGUUUCUUUUACAUUAGCACUUUGGGCAUUAAAGGAAAUAGGGCUUUAAGUCAGUGGAGUUCAUUGUAAACUCAGGGCAAAUAUCUGCUAGCAUUUCCUCUUUGGUUAUAUGUGAAUGUGGUGAAUUUUCAAGGUUUUUUGUUCUUUUAGUUUAAUACAAAAUGUAUUACUGCUGUGAGAACCAGUGAUAUGAUAUUGUUCUUUGAGACGGUAAAGCACUUAUUACCAAGACAGUGAUGAUAGGUUAUUUUGUUCUUGCUUCAGCACACAAUUUCUUCCUGUAUGUGGCUUCUGAUUACAGGGUGCCAUUAGGUCGCCUUAGUCCUAUGAUAAUUGGAGACAUUAGUUUUUAAGGAAAUCACAUUAGUACAUUUAAACUUCUGUUUAUUAAUGGCAGUCUAUUACACUUGAUAACAGAGUACUAAAUGGGUUUACAGGAAAAAAUUGUAAAUAAAUACAGCUGCUAGAAUUGUG